Messenger RNA from Anopheles aquasalis, 957 nucleotides. RefSeq names its product chymotrypsin-1-like. Lineage: Eukaryota; Metazoa; Arthropoda; Insecta; Diptera; Culicidae. Gene Ontology annotation, biological process: proteolysis. Gene Ontology annotation, molecular function: serine-type endopeptidase activity. The record is from RefSeq and is a predicted model, not a curated record.
GAGCUUCAGUGUUCCAACGAAAACAUACAUCAAACCACGAGAAGAUUCGAAAUGCUGCGCGGUAUCACGGUGCUAGCGGCUAUCUGCCUCGUGGUAGGGGCCAACAACAUCCCCAAGCUCGUCCUGGAUGACGGUUACGUGAACCGUGUGGUCGGUGGACAAGAGGCAGAGGAAGGCUCGGCACCGUACCAGGUAUCGCUGCAGUUUUCGUUUUGGGGCCACAACUGUGGAGGUUCCAUCAUUAGUGAGCGCUGGGUUCUCACCGCAGCUCACUGUCUUGUUAGUAAAGAUCCGGAAGAACUGGAGGUGCUGGUUGGUACGAAUAGCCUGAAGGAAGGAGGUGAACGAUACAAGGUAGACAAGCUGUUCACCCACAGCCGCUACAGUCUCCCACAACAGUUCAACAACGACAUUGGUCUGGUGCGUCUGGCAACUCCGAUCAAAUUCUCAAGCACCGUUAAGAGCAUUGAAUACUCGGAACAUGUGGUACCGGUGAAUGCUACGGUGCGAUUGACCGGCUGGGGACUCACCAGUGCCGGCGGUUCGGUUCCGACCAAGCUGCAGACCAUUGACUUGCGUACGCUGAGCAAUGAAGACUGCAAGAAGAAGAGCGGUGACCCGCGUAACGUUGACAUCGGCCACGUUUGCACACUGACUCGCACUGGCGAAGGCGCUUGCAAUGGAGAUUCCGGUGGCCCGCUGGUAUACGACGAUAAGGUUAUCGGGGUUGUAAACUUUGGAGUUCCAUGUGCGCUCGGCUAUCCGGAUGGAUUUGCCCGCGUGUCCUACUACCAUGACUGGAUCCGUACAACCGUCGCCAACAACUGAUCUGUUCGGAUGAACAAUACAAGCUGUCGAGGUUCUUUUGAGCAUUGAGCAUUACUGUUGAGCAUACUACAUCACAGUAACAUUAUGAUGGACAUGAUUAAUGGAAAUAAAAUGAAAAACAAAAGAUAA